GCUCCUACUGCGAGCAAGUGGACAUGACUUUCGGAGCCGGAAGGCAGCGGCUGUGUAAUACUUAGUUAACUGUGGCGUGAAGGUUGAGUAGGUGGAUCUUGUGGUCAACGCUUGUAAUCUGCGCAUGCAGUAGACUUUCCAAACGCAUUACUAGAAGGCUGCACUGCAACAAUGCCAGAGAUGCCACUGGUCAAGGACGUUCGCCGCAGCUCUGAAUGUAGAACACCUCCCCUGAGGCAGUUCAACCAGCCGUCGCUGCCGCUCCACAGAAGUCCCUACACACUCAGGACAUUUUGCACAGAGCAUAACGUGCAAGAAUGUCUGUCACACAUCAAUCAGGAGGUGUCAUCACUGGGCCUCCCACCGGUUUGGUCAGAGCUGGACAGCAGCUCAGAGCUGAAUAACGUGUCUGCGUUGAAYUGCAUGUAUGACCUGAUUCAGCUGCACCACCGGAGCCUCAGAAYGUUAGAAAACAUGGAAGUGGAGCAGCUUAAGCUGAGCAGCAAUGUGGAUUUCUUGAAGCACACAACAAGUCAUCUAAAAGAGCAGCUUGAACUUUCUAAAAGAGAAAACGUGGGACUUCAUGAGAGAGAACGACAGCUUCAACUGAAAGUCAAAAGUUUGCAGAACUACUUGAAAAAUGAAAAAGAAGAGGUGCAAAAACUGCAGAACAUUAUUUCAAGCCGUGCCAGUCAGUACAAUCACGACAUGAAAAGAAGGGAAAGAGAGUUUAACAAACUAAAGGAGAGAUUAAAUCAACUUCUGGCUGACAAAAAGGAGCGAAAACAAGCUAUUGAUGUUUUAAACAACAUGGGGAGAGCUGAUGGCAAAAGGAGUCUGUGGAAAACCGAUAAGACAAAGGCAAGACAUGAAGGGGAGAUGUACAAAACUCUUCUGAGCGACUAUGACUUUAGACAAAGGGAGCUUGUGUUGGAAAAUGYGGAGCUAAAAAUGGUGUUGCAUCAGAUGAAAAAAGAAAUUGCAGCCAUACUGAAAUCAAGAAAAUUGUCUCUGAAAGGAGAGAAACCAGAAGCUGGGGACACACAGGUGAGGCAGGAGGAAGAGGAAGAAAUAUUUGAUUCCAGCCAGGAGAGUGUAGAGAUGAACUGUGUUCACGCUCGGGAGAAACUGGCCAACAGUAUUCGCCUUCAGUGGAGAAAACUAAAAAGCCACGUCGAAAGACUGGACAGCCAAGUGUCUUUGACUCAGAUGGGUAAAAGUACAAACAGUGAUGACGUUCCUCAAGAGACUCAUGAGGAGGAGAUAGAAAGAWUGAAGCUGGAAAUCCAACAGUGCAAAGACCUUAUUCAAACACAACAGCNCUUUUURCAGCAGCAACUGAGCUCUUCAGAUGAAGAUGCUGCAUCGCUGCUGAAUGAUGGCUGCAAGCUGCAGGAGAAUGAGCGCCUCAGGGAUGAGUGGAAGACCCUGGAGAAACAGAGGAAGAUCUUUGAGAGGGAGAGGAAGAACUUCACUGAAGCAGCUAUUAGACUUAGCCAUGAGAGGAAGCUCUUUGAAGAGGACCGGGCAACAUGGCUCAAACACCAGUUUCUAACAGCUGAAACAAAAGUUGRCUCACUUUUGGCUCCAGAAAAGCUCAUCGACUGUCACUCAGCUUCUUCUACACCCAACCUUUCUCACAUGUCGCCUCCCAUGGCUGACUUACAGCACACAAUUAGCCUCAUUCCUGAAGACAGAUCUACAAAACCUAAGAGACAACYUGAAGAAACAGUCAUUGUUUGUGGAAAUGAUCAUCUCCAGGACAAACAGUGGACCGACAGUGAAAAUCUCAGCAGCUCUUCACUCACACAGGAGAAGAACUGCACUAUAUGAAGACAGAAAGUUAUUUAUAUACUGUCUGUGAUUAUGUAUGAAUUUAGAAAUAGAUGUGACUGAUGAAUAAAACUUCACAGAUUGUAAAAUAACUUGUUGUAACCAAAUGUAAUUUGGUUAGCUGGUUGUAUUUUGUGCUGGAGCAAAAUUAGAAAUAAUUGCAUUCUUUUUUUAGUAUUUCUUUUAGAGAAAGUGGUAAAUUUAUCAUUAUGGUUCUGUAAACUUAUAUUUCAGUAAGCAUUUAUGUGGAAUAACUACCUGAUUUUUUUUCAGUGAAAAAAUGUGCAACAAGUGAUCCCGUUUUAUUUACCCGGUACUUACUGAAUAAUAUUGGUAAAUGUUGAUGUUAMUAUAUCAUAUAAAACUUUUGAAGUCACUGUUUUAGAUUAAUGCAUCUGUUUCUAUGAGAGCAAUGAGAAACUUAAACAAAAAAAUAAAAAUAUUGUAUGAAUCUUCAGAUUUCAUAUCAGAUUACUAGAGUCUGAUUUGCAGUGUUCCUUUUUAGCUAUUUUUGCAGUUUCUGUGUAAAAGGCUGUAAAACAAAUAYGAUGCAUUGGACUUUAAAAUAUAACUGAACUACAUAAGUGUUAGAAUAACUGAAUUAAUUUAUUUUGUAUUGACUGAUUGUAAGUUGUUCCUCUACAAUGUGAAAUGACACAUUAACGUUUAUUUUCUCAAAUAAUAUAUUUUACAUUUAUAAACUCAAGAAGCUUCCUAAUUUUUGUCMUUUUAAAUUUGUUUUAUGAGCUAGUUUCUAUUUUUUUCACCUACACAGUCAGUCCAUGGACGUUCCAAUGUGCCAUGUGACUGCAAUAUAAAGAUGCUGUGAUGAGGUGAAGUUCGGUAGGAGUAUUAAUACACAGGUAAGGACYUCUACACUCUGUCAAAAUAAAACUGUACUUGUACAUUUUUAAACUCCACUGUGUAGCAACAACCAUUAAAUAUUGGAACAUUU
Molecule: messenger RNA, 2788 nt
Organism: Austrofundulus limnaeus
Lineage: Eukaryota; Metazoa; Chordata; Actinopteri; Cyprinodontiformes; Rivulidae
Product: afadin- and alpha-actinin-binding protein
Exons: 14
Coding region: 172-1833 (553 amino acids)
Biological process (GO): intraciliary transport involved in cilium assembly
Cellular component (GO): centriolar satellite; ciliary basal body
Source: RefSeq, a predicted model, not a curated record